Molecule: messenger RNA, 2120 nt
Organism: Neogale vison (American mink)
Lineage: Eukaryota; Metazoa; Chordata; Mammalia; Carnivora; Mustelidae
Gene: VAMP3
Product: vesicle associated membrane protein 3
Exons: 5
Coding region: 66-380 (104 amino acids)
Biological process (GO): SNARE complex assembly; vesicle-mediated transport; vesicle fusion
Cellular component (GO): plasma membrane; SNARE complex
Molecular function (GO): syntaxin-1 binding; SNAP receptor activity
Source: RefSeq, a predicted model, not a curated record
CCGCCCAGCUCCCGGCCUUCGGUCCCGCCGCGCCGCUCUGCUGACCGUCGCCGGCCGCCACCAAAAUGUCUACAGGUGCACCUGCAGGUUCAAGUGCUGCCUUCAGCAGCAACCGACGACUUCAGCAGACACAAAAUCAAGUCGAUGAGGUGGUGGACAUCAUGAGAGUCAACGUGGAUAAGGUGUUGGAAAGAGACCAGAAGCUGUCGGAGUUAGAUGACCGCGCAGACGCGCUACAGGCCGGAGCAUCCCAGUUUGAAACGAGCGCCGCCAAGUUGAAGAGAAAAUACUGGUGGAAGAACUGCAAGAUGUGGGCCAUAGGGAUCGUCGUCGUCGUCAUCAUCAUCAUCAUCAUCAUCGUGUGGAAUGUUUCCUCGUGAAGAACCAGUGCCACCCCGCCUGCCGUUCAAGAAACCUCUUCGAGACCUUUGACUUAGAACCUGCUAUAUUCUCGAGCUCGCCUACUGUUCUGUCUAAGCUGAUUAGUUUCUGUUUGUUACUGUAAAGUUGAAUUUCUAGGCCAUGUGCCUUUGUGAUGUCAUAAACACUCCGAACCUGAAGUGCGGCCGCCCAGCCUACGCCUGGCCCGGCGGAGCGUCUCUUAACUUCCCGAGUGUCGUCACCUCCAAGUAAGGUUGUCUGAGGAAUUGCCAUUAAUUCCAGUUAAGGGAAUUUGUUCCAGGCUAGCCGUCCCUGCCAUAUGACAUCUUCUGAACCACAUUCUAAGCCUUUAGGUAAUCAGAUUUCCAGUUUGUGCCUUCCAGAAAGAACACUACUGCCUAAGCAAAUCUGUAACAGUAACAGGUUGUGCCUUACUUUGCUAUUUUUCGGAUUCCCUAGAAGAGAACUUUCUACUGUUUAUAAGCACUACUGACUCUUGCGCUGUAUUUAAAAAUAAGACGUGGAUAAAGAGUUUCUGCUCUUACAUUAGAUAUGAAGAUGUUUACUUUCUUGUUACUGUUUUUGUAUCACUUGCUAAAAAUAUUAUUUUAAUCAGAAAUAGCCUCUUUAAAACAUUUUUACAGAACUAUGGCUAUGACCAAAGUUUCUAUUUUGCCAAAAAGUUGAAUGCCCAGUACAGUGUCCUUACAUCUGUUCCUGACAGAUAAAUUCAAAAAAGUGACAAGUGGAACUUAAGGUGCCCUUCAGAAUUAAAGUUGUCGUACCGUCUGUGAACCCUCUCCAUCCUGACAGGCCUUUCUUGCCUCUGGGGUGCUGUGGGUGGGGCAGCUCCCCGAGUCCGCAUUUCUCCCAGGGGCGAGAGCAGGUUUAAGCCAGACUCUGAGCGUCUCCUCCCGAGAGCCUGAGCUCAGUAGGGCCUCUGAUAAUUACGGGAGCAGCAGUCCUGCAGCCUUCAAGGGAGACCAUGUGUGAACUGGUCAUUAACUGGCCCGGUCCGCAUAAACGAUAGCCUUUGGGAGUUUGUUUUCCUGUUUUUAUCCAUAUCCCACUUCCUAAAUCUGUCUUCUGAAUUGUACCUUCUACCGGGCCUUGGUCAGGGGUGGAUGACUGUUCCCAGAGGACAGCUAACCAGAGACUCUUUCUUUCUUCAAUGUCAGAAACUGUACAAGAUGCUGCUUUGGAAACAGCUUUGUCCCCUGAGAGACUUGCGGUGUAUGUGAGACUUUUACCAUCAGGGCGGGUGGCUUAAGGAUGGGAAUUCAGGUUGGCAUGCAAACAGGCAAGGAGGCUCCAAGGGAGAAAUGCUGAGGUCUUACCACCCUGACCCGUGGUUACUAGAGGAUUCUAAAAUUCUUGUCCAUAUGCCAGCGUGUGACUUACAAAGCAGCAGCAGUUGAGGUGCACCAGGACACGGGCUCCCUUUAACAUGGCUCGCGCUGGCUUCACUGAGACGCUGCCGUGUUGAGGACACGCCCUGCAGGACGCCCCACAGGAGGAAGGAAGCAGCCAUCAGAGUGGGGCAGGCCUUGAGGCCGCCCUCUGCUCAGGGGCUCUGGCCGGGUCUGACUCAGAAACCUUGGUGCUCUCUCCUUGCCUCGUGCCCGGUCCCUGUAACCCGCUGGCUCUUGCACUGACCUGGGGGCACCUUGCUUGUAUCUGUGCAUUUAGCUGGGAACUUACCCACUCUAAUGAACUGAAUAAACUGUUUAUAAGCGUGA